CUGACGCGGGAAGCAGGGCUGCAAAACUUGGACAGUACUCAGCACCUGCACCUGUGGGGUAGCCUGGGGUAGUCGGGACUUCAAAGGUCCCGUGCGAGGACACUGCCCUCCCUCCCCACUCCACCCACACCCCUAGGACCUGCUCUGCGCUUCCCUGCCUCCAAGAAAGGAAGUGGAAUCGAACACGGUAAAACAAUGCCGAGAGCAAAGGAAAGAAAACAAAAGCCCAAGGGGGCUGCCCCUUCAGUGGUUCCCAUUCUUCAGAAGUUCCUGAAGACGUACCAGAAGCAUUGCAUUCAGUCUCGGACCUCCAUGUGUCCCGCCAUCCAAAGGGACCUAAAGAGCAGCAUUGACAGAGAGCAGUUCCUCAGGAAGUUUAUGCUUGUGAGAGCUGGAAACUCCGCAGUAAGCACUCUGCCUGUCUCCUUGGAGCCUCUGCUUAUGACGAUCCGAGAUGAGAGCUACGCGCUGGCCAAAGAGAUCUGCAUCUGGGGCCUUCAGCUGACGAACCCAGAGAUUGCCAGGCUCGCUUUGUUUCUGGAGCAAAAGGGGUACACCACUUGCCCCAUGACUACGUUGGAAAUUGUUGAUUGCAAGAUGGAUCUGUGGUCUCUGGGACGACUUGGGAAAGCUCUGCAAUUCAGCAGUUUGCGUUUCCUGGUCCUCGACUACUGCAAGUUUGGAAAUGAAGAACUUGAGAGGAUCUUAGCAGGCCUGGAGAGCAACCAAAGGCUGCAGGGCCUCAGUAUGCGCUACUGUGGGCUAGGGCCCUGGAGUGGGCCAAGGCUGGGCUCUGUUAUCAGCCACAGUGCUAUUUGUGAGCUGCACCUGGAUGGAAAUUACUUGCAGUGUUCUGGAACACUGGCUCUCCUCAGACCGAUAGCAGAAUACGCAGAGAUGCAGAGGAAGGACCAGCCUACCUUGGCAUCACCACACGCUGGAAACCCCCCUCAGCUUCCCCAAGUGUGCCAGGGAGCAAGCCCAACUUCCAGUCAGAUUGUGAAAUCUUCCAAAACUUUAACAGCGAAAAAGACCUCACAGAAGAAAAGUGGAAAAGGAGGAAUCAGGAAGAAAGCUAAAAGCCUGACGGAAGCUGGCCCUUGGAUAGUGAUGCUGCAUUUGGCAGAUAACAGCAUAGAUGGGACAGGAAGGGGGGGAGAGCAAUUGCUGGAGCUCACUCGAACUUUAACAGGCCUCAUCAAAUACUCAACUCACUUAAGGGAACUGGACCUUGGAAACAAUGUCCUGGGAGAAACGGCUGCAGUGGGCAUCCUGGAAGCACUGAGGGCCAGGAAGUCAGGUAAACUGCCACCCCUAAAAGUUACAGUCACUCCCCGGAUCUCUUCCGACACCUUCAGAUCUAUUUGGAAACUUAGCAAGAAAUCCAAUACGACCCGUAAAAAGAAGAAAAAGGUAAAUUCUUCAACAUCUGCACAGUUGGGUAGCAGCCAUCAGGGGGCGCUAGAUGAAGCAUGGGCCUCAGUGGAAAUUGAUGGUGCCUUCGAUCCCGGAGUCUAG
Molecule: messenger RNA, 1518 nt
Organism: Rattus rattus (black rat)
Lineage: Eukaryota; Metazoa; Chordata; Mammalia; Rodentia; Muridae
Exons: 10
Coding region: 196-1518 (440 amino acids)
Source: RefSeq, a predicted model, not a curated record